CAAAACAAGAUUACUUAUCAUCUUGUAAGGAACUACUGCAAAGAAACAGGUAUGUAAGUCACCACAUCGCAGUACCAUUAUGAAUCGCGUAUAGCAUAACGUACGGAUCGGAAGCCGUGUUAAAAAGCAUUCGUUUUCAAAUGUCGCAACAGUUUAAAUUAUACUGAUAGAACUAUUGAAUAUAUGAACUUCGUUUAAUCAAACUGUGCUUUAACGUCCUCUAUAUCAUUAAGUAAAUGAACAAAAAAACUACUACUUUUUAGUGGUUUAUUUGAAAUGUGGUGCAAAUAUCUUACUCUAAAACGUCUGAAUUUCUCUUUGUCUUUUCUACAUAAUUAGUUCCACCCGAGAAAUCACAAGACAAAGAAAAAUUCCGCUCCGCGCGGAAAAUUCCGCCUAGUGGAAAACAGCCUUAAAGUUUACACAAUGUUACAAUAUAAUAUAAUAUCUACACUUGCAUUUCCUUAACAGUAAAUUUAUUUUUAAUUCACUCCGGUAUAGUAAUGAUUCUCCUUCUAUUAUUUGUUCAAAAUCUGAAAGGUUACCGUUUGAACACCACAGUGAUAAAAUAUAUUCACGCGGUUUAUUAAACGGAUUCAAUGGAAAAUUCCGCCUAGUGGAAAACAGCCUUAAAGUUUACACAAUGUUACAAUGUGGUCUUGCUAAUAUUCGCAUAACUUCGUACUAUUUAUAGGUCGCUAAGCAAUGGUAUUUACCAACUGCGAAAUAAUGAUUCACUCGAACAAUAUCAAGUUUACUGUCACAUGACUGAAUUAUCUGGAUGUGGCCAAGGAGGUUGGACAUUAGUGAUGAAAGUAGAUGGGAACAAGGUACGAAUAAUCUUAGCUUGACAUAAUCUCUUCGAAUGUAUAAACAUCACAAACAAUAAUAUGGAGAAAUGAAUAAACUCUUUGCUUUGCAGAAUGAAUUCAACUACAACUCGCCUUACUGGAUAAACAAGGAAACCUACGCAGUUGAAGAUGGACUUGAAGGUUUGAAUGAAAAACAAACAAAACUUGCUUCUUACUGGAACACACCGUUUAACAAAAUAUGCCUGGGAAUGAAAGUCAAUGGUGUUACAAAACGGAUAGCGUUAAACUACACCACAAACUCGCUACGCAGUGUGAUCGAAGACGGGACUUUCAAAAAAUCAAACGUUGGAAGGGAAGCAUGGAAGUCUCUUAUCGAUGGUUCGUCUUUGGACGAAAACUGUAAUGAAGAAGGAUUCAAUAUACAAGGGGAUUAUAAGUAUUCACUCCUUUCUGUCAUAUGGUCGGGGUCCAUGAACAUACGAAUUGGUUUGGUAACAAAUAAUAAAACCAACUGCAAUAGUUAUGGCUCGUGCAUCGGCUUUGGAAUUUCAGUACGAUGCGGAGAUAACAUGAGGAGCACAACGUGCGGCAAUAUGGCUGUUUGUCGUCUGCUGAAUAAUAAGAACACGGCAGCAUUUGGAUAUAUACUCGUACAGUAGUAUUUGCAACGAAUCUAUAGGGACUAGCUGACGCGCAGAUGCAAGAAUGAAGUAUAUAGUAAACAUUUGUUAUGCAUGAUGAUCGUACUUUGUAUAUAGCUGUAUUAGUUAAAAAACAGACACCUAGAAAGAAUGGAAUAUAAAUAAUGCAUUAUAGGCCAUUAUUGGCAUCAAAUUUUUAAUUGAUUGUAUGAUUAUUCGAUUGUGUAAUGAUGAACCAUAGAUAUAGCUGGGAAUGGCGAUUAUAUAGUUUUUAACACAAAAUAUUAGAAUUGAUCCAAAGAAAGUUCAUUUAUUGUGUUGCUAUUUAUUAAUAUUGUUACUUUAAUUGCAGUUAUGUAUAUAGUCUUCUUUCAUCAAUUUGUGUUUGCAUGUCUGUUUGUGAAUAUCACCAUUUUAUAAAAGACAUUAAAAUAAAGUUGAUGGGAGGAAAAACUAAGUUUCAUAUUUAUACUAUAAUAUAAGAUAAUUUUUCAUAUCUCUAUAAUAAGGAUGGUUUUCGGAAAUAAACUUGAUACAUUUUAUGAUCUUCUUUCUCAAUGUCGAUUUUGUCAUGUUCGAUCUAUAUAGUAUAGACACCAGUAGCUGGAGUGUCGGUUCAAAUUUUAUGGUUGUAGCAGCAACCACAUUUUCAACAACUGACGACACUUGAAAUUAAACUAAAAUUGCGACAAAAAGACGAAAAUUCUAGCGAGGAAAAAUUUAUGUGAGAGGAGAAUAUUAUUCCUCAGCGGCAUAUAUUCAUGUCACACCCAAUGAAUUCGGUAUUAUGUAACUCGGGCCUAAGUUAACAGAUGUUUUAGUCUUGGCGUUGGUCGUUUCGUGUGCGCUAAUUGAUCACGUUCGACACAAAUAUCCUUAUUGGACCCAAACAGGUUUCCAUUUACAUGCUUACAAUAACACAUCUUCGCGGGCGUUUAUGAAUUAUGUCUAUAAAUGCAUGUAUACGGUAGACAGACAUUAAGUAGGCCCGCUUACUUGUCAAUAUAGCUAGCGCCGAAGAAUUAUAAACAACAUUUACAAAACAAUUAUUCUUCACGACUAAAACUCUUUAACUUAAUGUAAAUGAGUUUCACAUUAAAAGGACCUGCUAUAAAAAGCUUAGCGUUACAGUGGAAUUUCUUGUUGCCUAUUGAGUGUUUUCUUCUCUAUUAGUUACUGUAUUCUUUUCGUAAACUAGAAAAACAUUCUGUCUAAACCAUUGACUCCAUUUUAAGUGCAUACUUAUAGCCGAUCGCGGAGCGUGCAACAAAGUUUCGGCACUUUAUAUAAUUGUCACUCAGCGGGAUACAUUGCAAUUACCUAAAAUCCACGCAGCCACGUACAAAUCAGCCAAUCACGUUCAGUUUAAACUCUAUAACUAACCAAUCAUAUUGGAUGAAAACACUUUAAUUAACUGCUGGCUAGCCCGACAUUAAUGGCCUUCGAUGUACUAAAGCGAAUUGUAACAGCAUGUUCAAAGGCAGUUGAUUUGGCCAACAAGUAUACAAAUGACGAUCUACUUCAGCAUUUGCGCGUUAAUUUUCGUCUGGGCAACAGGUGAAUGCUCAUCAAAGCAAACACUCUUUCGCAGAAAGGUACAAACUUACUUGGCGAAUCAUGUUAUGGAAACAAAACAGACAGGGAGCGAGUUAGAAUGUGGUAUACUUUGCGUUGCAUAUGGGUCUUGCGCGUCAGUCAAUUAUAAAACUUCUGGAAUUGGUAAAGGUCUAUGUGAGCUCAACAAUAAGACACUUCGAGAGACAUCCGAAGACGAUGAGGAAACGAACUCUGAAUUCAACCACCUUUAUGUCGUUAAUAAAAAGGUUAGAAAAUUUAAGCAUUAAUCUUUACUGUUGUAUAUGCGACCCAGAAUUAUGGUUGCAAGUGUACAGGUGUAUUGAAAGUAUAUAGCCGACUUGUUACAAUUUACAAGUUUUCUGGAGUAUAGGGAAGAAAAAAGUCAGGAAACCCGCAUUACAUGCAUGUCACAGGAGCAAAUCUAGGGAAAAUUGCGUAUAAAGACAGAUUAAGAGCCUUAAGAAGUGCUACCUGUAGCCUACAAAGUUUUGAACAAGUGAAGUUUUAGGUUUGUACAUGUCGAAGCUAUAGCUACACCAUAUCCAAACGUGUAGAAUGUAUAUAUUUUCUUUGGGCGUUUAUGAAUUAUGUCUGAAGGCAUGUAUAGACAGACAUGAAGUAGGCAUGCUUACUUGUCAAUAUAUUGGUAUAUGGUAGAAAUAAUUAUAUAAAAAAAAUUCAGAUUUGCAGGCAAAUGUCAAAUGCAUCAUGUCAGCCGUUUAAGCGGGAUGAACUUCUCUUGUGUUUAUAAGAGAAAAUAUCAUCCGAUUGCCGGGACAAUUGUGUUAUUUUGACAUUGUUUGUUAUUUUGACAUGAGUUUUUAUUAAAUUGCUUGCGGCGGCAUCCUUGAAUAACGAGUUAAUUAUAAUAGCUUGCGGCGGCAUCCUUGAAUAACGAGUCAAUUAUUCCAUCCUUUCGUUUUAUACUUAUUUCGGUGGAUAAUGUUUUGAAAACACUAAUUAUAGGCGCACGUCUUGACAAAAUCUAGUCUAGAAUAAUAUAUUCUUAUUUUUUACAUAAUUUUUCUUAUUUUAAGCAAUUAUUUCUUAUUCCAUCCUAAAAUAAUAUUCUUAUAAUUAGAAAAAAUCUUGAAAUGAAGUUUAAUAUUAUUAAUCGCAUAGUAUCAAAACCUUUCUUUGGGAAAUUUUAGCAUGGCUAACACGAGAUAUGAUAUUGAAUUGAACUAUGAUUGAAUAAACAUCGUUCUAUUGUAGUAUACAUCUUUCUAGUUUUUUGUCAAAUUUGAAGCUGAACGGCGCUUUCCUAAUUUGUCGCAGUAUUUUUGCCGGAAACAGUUACCGAAAGAAAGUGAAUUCAACAUGGCGGAUAUCACAAUGAAUACAGUAUGGCUAAAAAGUAACAAUUAUAAUAUACGAAUUCAAAUCAUUUGUAACAAUCGCCUUUCUGCACUUUAAUGGAGAUGGUCUCAUUAAUCUCUAGGAAAUAUAUUUUGUGAGUUUUAGUGUAUUUUCUAAUUUAAGAAUUAUUUUCUUGUCAAUAUUUCCCAGACCAGUAAAUAAUUAAAAUUGUGGAAUAUUCGAAGUCUUGUGUAUGACCAGUCUUGCCCCCCCCCCCCAAUAAAUUAAGGUACAUUUGGUUAAAAUGAGUUUGUUGUCAGUGAUAUUACCUGCCAAAUCCAUUAUUUGCAAUUGCAUGGAUUUGAAUUAGCACCUCCUAUAUGGCUUUGGCCAAGGCUAGCUAGGGCCCCUUCCCUGUCAAACUCUAUACCUGCAAUACAUUUCAUAUUAUAUAGAAAUGGAAUGUAUACAUAUGUGUAUUUAGGCUUUAAGUAUUGCCAAGUAGUAGGUUAAGGGACUAAUUCCCAUGCAAGCGGGAUGUAUAUAUUCUGCAUCAUAACGGAUACCUUGGGUCCUUCAGACGACUACUGAUGUUUUCUUUUGCGUCAAUUGACAACAAGUCAUGUCAAAAACUAAUUUUGCACUGGGAAUUUUUUGGGGGUGCUGUAAAUUCUAGGGGUAUCCUGCCCUCCAGUAAAGCUAAACAAAUUUGAGGGGAAAAAUCCCAAUCAAUUCAAAUAUCACAUAUAUAUUCCAUUAAUACUACAAAAUUUGAAAACUACAGCUAACAUGCAUGCAUACUUAUAUACAUAAGUCACAAAUGCAAAUAGUACUUCAGCGGUAUAUAAAAUAUUCUGUUCCUGAAUGGAAUAAACAUUAUAAUCUAGCAAAGUAUUUAUAUUAGAAAACUUGCUUAUUCCGUUUGACAAGUCUUCGACCUGGUAGGCCAUCAAGGCUUCAUCAAAUAUGAUUGUUUUGUAUGGUAUGUACUCAAAAAGACAUAGUCAUUUAUUAACCAAAUUGAUUUCAGUUUACCAAAAACUGGCAAUCAUGGGGAUAAAAGUGGCAUUCACAACUACAACACACAUUUUAUGGGACACAUACUUGGUUCCAUAAACCUUGAUCGACAUUGCCAUAUACACUUUUGUCAGCAUCUUGCAUGGUAUUGGCAAACAAUUCUGCCACAAUAAUACUUUGUAAUACAUCUUUCUCUUCUUCCUCAUUUGUUGGCCCCAAUUCUUUUUCACCAGCAAAUAGUGGAUUGUUACUCGGAUUUUCAUUGCUGAAGUCAGCGCAGUCAUCGUAUAUCACAGGCGGCCCAAUCUUACCCUGUGUUAUUAAUUACGUUAUAUCUUUAUAUAAAUAGUAUAUUGAAAAUUAUUAGAAAAUUCUGUGUUAUUAAUUUAUUACGUUAUAUCUUUAUAUAAUAGUAUAAUGAAAAGCACUUACAUGUGUUUCUUGAAAGAUUUUAACGAGAACCGGCCAAGAUUGGCGUUGACAAGUAUUACGCUAAAUUACGCGACUUCCCUGAAAAAUACUCUUACUUCAAAUGUCAGUUUUAUGUCACAAAAACUGCUAAAAAUAGCAAACGUAAACAAACUGGCAAAAGACAUUUUAAAUCGUAUUUAAUACCAAAACUGAACAAUGAGCUAGAUAACUUAGAUAUACUAACUAAAUCACUAUACAAACCAUCACAACAGAAAUAUGUGCCGUGAAUAACUUUUAAAGUUUGAAAAAUAACAAUUUAUUCUGGCCGAUUUAGCUUCCGUAUAAAACACGCGCGCUAGACUAUAACGAUAUGUUAUGAUUUUGUUUGUGCUUAAAUUUUGCAAUAAUUCUCACUAAAAUAUCUUGAAAAUCAUUGUAAGCAUGUUUAUAUAAAGCAUACAAAGCAUAUACAUCGACAAGGAACCGCAAAACUCAAAGUUUAAACUUCGUGACCGAAUGACAUAAAACUGACAUGUCAACUCUAGCAUUUUCGUCCUUGGUCGUGUAAUUUGGAAAACGGGUGUAAUGUGAACUUCCCAACUAAGGUGUUCAUCCAACUCAACUCCUAAACAUUUAAAAGAUCUGUACCGUUUUAAUGGUUUAUUCUUAAAGGUCACUAAUUUAUCUCCAAUUUUAUUUUUGAUAUUGUACCGGGAGCCUAUGAACAUUAGCUUAGUUUUAGUAGUAUGGUGUUGCAGUUUGUUAUCCGAGAGCCACCUACUAAUAUUUUUCAAAUCAGAGUUUAAUAGUUCCACCAGUUCAUCAUAAUUAUCAGACGAGGCAAAUAUCUGCGUAUCAUCAGCAUAUAAACCCGGAGUUGUAAAUUUUAAAUAUUGCGGCAAAUCAUUAAUAUAUAAUAAAAACAUCAAAGGACCGAGAAUGGACCCCUGCGGCACACCACUUUCUAUGGAUUUCCAAGAGGAUAUAUGUAGUGCAUAUGUGCAUAUAUAUGUAGUGCAUAAGUAGUGCAUCUGUGGGGUAACAUUUACCAUUGGAAACAGCUCCUUGAAUUGCUUUAAAUGAGUCUUUAUUGUGUCCUCCAGUUGUUGAACUGUUGUCUGCCUGACAACUGGUGAGAAGCAUAUCAGUACAAUUGAUUGCAUUUGCAAUAUCAACUGAAAAUGCGGAUUUUCUUCACCAACAUAUCUUCGAAUGCAAAAGGGCAAGUAUUUUAGAAAAAUACUUGCUUGCUCUGCAGUUUGCUUUAGUUUAUACUUUUCCUGACCAUUGAAGAAGAGCUAGAUCUUGGCCUCAUCUUGAUACUGAAUGCUAAGGGAACUGAAAGCACGGUUGAGCUGGUUUAGGGUAAAGAAUCCAUUGUCUAUAAAGUACUGAAUCACGUGACGAAGUUCGUACUGGACAGAACCUUCCAAAAGGACAUGCAUGAUAUCUUGUGGAAGCUGCUUGGUGAUGUCAAAGUCUGGAAGUUUGCUCAGGAGACUUCGAUUCACAAUGUCGUAUGUUGUUUCAAGAUCUUUUUGAGCUUGAAGGGUAGGGGGAGCUACAAUUCUCAACCACACCUUUUUGCUGGGUUAUUGGCCCACAUGGAUGGGCCAUCUAAUAAUUGGCAUCGACAAUUUCACACGUUAGUAUUACAGUUAUAUUAACAUAGAUGGUUUUUGAUGACGAACAUACUUUUCUUUUUAACCCAUUGAGUGGCAGCACUCUCCACUUGACGAGUAAAAUCGUUUGGCGUUAGACGGAGUAAAAUACUCUGGCGUUAGACAGAGUAAAAUACUAAAUCAGGGUGCAUUGCCACUCAAAGGGUUAAUAAUAAAUCCUGGCAGAUCUGAGAACAUUGCAUUUGCCAGGAAAACAGGGGCAAAGAGUUUAAGAACUAAACAGAUUUGUUUAGAAAUGUUAACAACUCAAAUUUGCAGUUGCACUCUGAAUAUGUUUAACCUCUCCAUCAUUAGUUUUUUGCUAUUACAUUUAAAACUGAUUCAUUAAAUCUGGUAUUCUCUGGUGUCAGACCACUGUGGUGGUUUUAGUAUUUGCAUUCCACUAAUUCAAGUUAGCAAGUAAUAUCUGUACUGACUGUACAAUGUCACACCGUAUAAGAAUAGAAUGAAAUCAGGUUGGCAAAGUGAGCUAGCUUUAGCUAAGUAACUAGGAUUGCUCACUUCCAUAGUUAUAAAACCCUCUAACUAGUAUAUGAAUUUGUGGUUGUUAAAGUAUUUGUUCUGAACUGUAAUAAUUUCAGCAAGACAUUGGGGAUUUGGAAUUACUGUCAGAUACUUCAGAUAACCAAUUUACACAACGUUCUUCAACUCUGGAUAAAACUUCUUCAACCCAGCUGCCAUCAUCACCUGAUCCAAUAUUUGUUCCAAAAAGAUCCCGACUCCCAUCCUCUUUUAGCUUUUCUUCUAUACCUUCAACCCCUACAUCAAGUCAAAGUUCAUCGCCCAUACUGCUAACAUCACCAUGCACACCAGGAAAUCAAUGUCCAGCAGAUGAUGUUGAUGUUGUAAAAUCUCAACCGUCCCCAGCCUUUGUUGUGUACUGUGACAGUGAGAUGAGUUAUGCUGCCAAAACUGACAGCAUGUCUGAUGCACUGUUCAGCAGAUCAAUCAGUAUCAUGAUUGAAUAUUUAACAGUUAACCUGCGAACUCGAGUCGCUAAGAGCAGUCAUAUGCGACGAGAGUGAGUAGAAAUAUAAUGCUAACGGUAACUUAUGAGCAACAGGAGAUUGUUGCUAUGCAUGGAUAAUACAGUAUGUGUAUCAAUACAACAGUGCCUGUUUCGUCAAUAAACAAGUUUAUUGAAUUGAAAAACCUAAUCUCUAAUAUAUCUUCACUAGCUACUUGCAUGAGCAGCGUGAAUAUAGCCAGCGAACUAGUAUAUCCUUCAAGCAGAUUAUCAUUUUGCAUAUUGAUUUCUAGAAACCUCAAGAACCAGUUCCAACCACGUCUCAGAUAACACAAAAAUCAUCAUCUGCAGGUAAGGCUUAAAUUGUAAAAGCAUAUACUUGAAAUACAUUAUAUACACGAAUACAAGGACUGACAUCAUGUCCAAGUAAAAAACUGGUUGUGCAGUAGGCGAAAGUUCGUGGUAAUUGCAAACUAUAUAUUCCACAAUCUAUAUACGCUAUUUUUCUAUCAAAAUUAUUCGCUAACUCGCCCUAUCAUUAAAGCCAGUGAAUAUUCAAGAUGAUACUUGACAAUAAUUCUUCUGGUGACUGUGGGGUGACAUGCACUCAUGUCAUAAAUAAUACUUGUAUUUAAAUUCCAAGUAAUAUGCUAAUCUUUAUAAUAAACAGCAGGUUCAUGCAACAACUCGAUUAUGAAGGGGUAUUUUAAAAAAUAUUAAUGUUUGUACUGUAGUUAACUUUCGCACUUUUUUAUAGAAGAAGAUUCCACAACUCAACCAACAAGUAAGUUCACAGUACGGAUUACCAACUCAAUCAAUAUAUUUUUAAAAGUAUUCAAAAAAGCUCAUUAAUAAUCCAUCAGGGAAAUACAAAGGAAAUUGCUGCACGCUGUGUCGGUGGUUUUAUAUACGAUAAAAAAUCAUGUUAAUCUACGUAAACUUUAGCUUUCAUUUUCUCGGCUCAGACCACCGUAUAUUUUUAAAAUUAUACUUCCCCAAUGAACUCGUGAGAUGGGUUGUUUUUUAAGCCAUUUAAAACACUCCCAUCAUUUCCGUGCUUUAUCAGAUAUAAAACACUCGAGCUGCGCUCCAGUAUUUUAUAUUAUAUAAAGCACUAGCUCCUGCUCAUCCGUUUCAAAAUAGUACUCAAUGUUUGUAGUAACUUUCAUAAUGAACUUCUUCUUUAUAGCAGAAGGUUCCACAACUCAACCAACAAGUAAGUUCAUGAUGGAUCAAAUUAGCUAGUGUAAAGUAUUUCAAUGAUAAAAAUAAUGCGAAUUGCCAACCCCGUACGAUUUUUACACGACACACUGUCUCUUACAUAGACUCGUAAACAAAGAAAUUAAUUACAUUAAUUAAAAUAAAAAAAAUGAUUUGAAUAUUUGUGCGGUUUGAAAAUGCACGUCUCGAAUUGCUAAUAAUAUAAUAUUUUCGAUGAAGUGAUUGCGCAGCAGGAGAAACGUCAUGGUAAUUCCGAAAUUCUAUUCUAUAAUCUACGCUAUUUUUUAUCAGAAAUAUUUGCUUACUCGCCCUAUAUUAAUUGAAACCAGUGAAAAAUUAAGAUAACUCUUGACAAUAAUUUUUUGACGUGAACUCACAUGCCAUUUAAAUAAUAUUUGUAUAUUUAAUUUCCGCACUUUAAUUGUAGCAAAAUCUAUUUACAACAUUUCGCAACGAAACUUCAGAAUAUUACAAAUUUUGUGAUGCUCUUUCAAGCUGUGAUGAAAUUUUAUCUAGACUUGUCUAGAUCAAAAUUUUGUUUAUUAGGCAAUAGGUCCAUUAACAACUCAAUCUAUAGCGUAUUUUAGAAAAUAUUAACGUUUCAUGUGAACUUCUUCUUUAUAUAGCAGAAGGUUCCACAACUGAACCAACAAGUAAGUUCACAAAACAAGGAGGAAUUUCGUUCUUGACCAAUCAAUGCAUUUGUUGACAUUUUCGCUCUAAGCCAAUCAGAAUGCGUAAUUGCUUACUACUUCCGGUAAAAACACACAUUUGAACAGAAAAUAUAGGGUGUUAAAUACAGCUUCGAGGGGGUCAGGAUUUUUAAUUUUUUUUAUUGGAUUUAACGUGACAAGGUAAAAUAAGAAAUUUUCUAAAAAUUUGCGGCUGCGAUUUGCGUUUUAUUGCCUAGUUUUAAAGUUAUCGACAUUCCAACAAUGUAUAAAAAGUGCGUAAGUUCGAAUGCCGAUAAUUUUAGAACCGUAGGCAAUAAAACGCAAAUCGCAGCGGCAAAUUUUUAGGAAAUUUCUUAUUUACCUUGUCACGUCAAAUCCAAUAAAAAUUUAAAAUCUUGACCCCCUCGAAGCUUUAUUUAAGACCCUAAAUAUUCUGUUCAAAUGUAUGUUUUUUACCGGAAGUGGGCUUUCUGUGCUCGCAGAGAAACUACCGACAAUAACGAAUUACGCAUUCUUAUUGGCUUAGAGCGAAAUUGCCAACAAAUGCGCUGAUUGGUCGAGAACGAAAUCCCCUCUUGUUAGUUCACAAUGGAUCACGCGUUAGCCAGUAGGCCUAUAAAACAUUUCAGCGAUAAAUUAAUGGGAAUUGUCAACGUCCGUACGAUUUUUACAUGACUCACUGUCUCUCAUAGAGUCGUGAACGAAGAAAUUAAUUAAAUUAGCUAUUUAAAUUAAUUAAAUUAGACAUUUCUGAGUUUUAAAAAUGCAUGUUUCGAAUUGGUAAUAAUAAUAUUUUCAAUGAAUGCGAACUUCUAUUCCAUAAUCUACGCUAUAGGCAAUUCCAGCUUUUAGUUUAUGCGUGCAGGGGACGAUGGGAAGUAAGGUAUCACAUUGCUGAUUAUGCUGAAAAAAUAAAAAUGGUGGCCGUGUAAACACGGAGUGAUAACUUAUACUUGUAAAUAUUUCGGUUGUUUCGGUAGUUUUUAUUGACAUUUUUCAGCAUAAUCAGCAAUAUGAUACCUUACUUCCCAUCAUCCCCUGCAGGCAUAAACUAAAAGCUGGAAUUGCCUAUUCUUGUCAAAAUUAUUCGCUCAUUCGCCGUAUAUAUAAUUGAAGUCAGUGAAAAUGUAAGAUGAUACAUAACAAUAAUUCUUUUUAUGCAUAACGUGAACGCACAAACCAUAAUAUUUGUAUCUAUAUAAUUUCCACAUAAUAUGCUAUAUAACAUUUAUAGCAAAAUCUAUUCCGAGAUAAACAGAAGGUUUAUAACAACUCGAUCAAUAUAGCGUAUUUUAAAAACAAUAUCAACGUUUGAAAUCAACUUUCAUAAUGUGAACUUCUUCUUUAUAGCAGAAGGUUCCACAACUCAACCAACAAGUAAGUUCACAAUGGAUCAUGCGUUAGCUAGUGUAUAAAAUAUUACAGUGAUAAAAAUAAUGCGAAUUGUCAACCUCCAUACGAUUUUUACACGACUCACUGUCUCUUAUAGAGUCGUACAAAACAAAUAAAUUAAAUAAAUUAAAUAAAUUAAAAUAAUAAAAUGACUUGACAUUUGUGCGGUUUGACUUGUAAUAAUACUUCAGGGUGAUUCCGAACUUCUAUUCCAUAUUCUUAUACGCUAUUUUUUAUCAAAAUUAUUUGCUUAACUAUAUUAAUUGAAUGCCAUAUAAAUAAUAUUUGUAUAACUAAUUAACUUCCACGUAUAUGCUAAACUUAAUUUAUAACUAGAAAUACAUGCAUGCAGUAACCCCUCGCCAAUAUUUUCCAAACAUUAAAUUAACAUGAAGUAUUCAGAAAUGACCAACACUGAACGCAGGCUCGCGCUCAAGUGUUGCCAUGACAACACGAUAUUCUUAAAUUUUUAAUUUUUUCAUAUUUUUUGUACCACUGCAAAAUAGUUGAAAGAUUCGUACUUUUAACUAUACAACAAUAAAUUUCCGAAAUAUAUACUGUAGGUAUAUUAUUUUGCAUUUUGUGAGCUUUGAUUUAAUGUAAAAUUUAACUUGAAACGCUUUGUAAAAUGUUUUGAAAUGUUCAUUCAACUAAACUACAUUUUGCCGAUAAACUGUUUUUACUUAAUAAAACAUAAUAAGUUUAAAACAAAUAAAACAAAUUGUUAGGUAAUUUCAGUUCAGUCUUCAAAUCAAUUUGUUCGCCUUUACAUUUUAAGAUUUUAUCUCAAAUUAAACGGAAAUUUAUGAUACUUAGAGCUUCGUUGAAAAGGAAAACAAUUCAUGUUUUUAGGCAAAAAGUUCAGGCAACAAAAUUCGUAAACAUUAAAUAUGCAAAGCAAACUUGCCGUAUAUUUCACGAUUUCCCAUAGUAAAUCAAUUCUUCUCAUUUCUUCAAACAAAUUGCUUCAAGCUUGUUGUAUAUCAAACGAUUUUCCAAAUAUAUGUCUUUUAAAAUUGAAAUCUUGUUUAUCCCACUCCUACAAGCAAUCAGCCAUAUUUUUGAGAUCAGUGAGGAUGAUCACCCACUCAAGAUCGUUGGUCACGCCCGCGAUCAUUGAUGAACUUUAAUUUAGACUUCGCUAAUGCUUUCGUUUCCCCGGGUGUAAAUAGCCGGGGGGAAUUAGUACCCUCGCCCGGAACGGCGCUCCGCGCCGUUGGCCCGGGGACAAAAUAUAUAUUCCGAGAAAAACAGAAGGUUUAUAACACAUACCUGUAUAGGGUAUUUAAAAAAUAUAUUAACGUUUGCAAUCAACUCUCAUACUGUCAUACUCAACUUCUUCUUUAUAGCAGAAGGUUCCACAACUCAACCAACAAGUAAGUUCACAAUGGAUCACGUUAGCUAGUGUAUAAAGUGUUUCAGUGAUAAAAAUAAUGUCAACCUGCGUAUGAUUUUUACAUGACUCACUGUCUCUUAUAGAGUCGUAAACGAUGAAAUCUAUUAAAUUCAUUAAAAUAAAGACUAGACAUUUGUGAUGUUUGAAAUUGCACGUCUAGUCACAUUAUUACAUAUAGAGGAUAUUACACGGCGGCGCAAAGAUAUGACUUUUAUCUUCGAGUGGUGAAAACAAUAUUAUACGAACGAGCCCAGCGAGUGAGUAAAAUAUUGUUUUAACACGAGAAGUUAAAAGUCAUAUCUCCAAGCCACCGUGUAAUGUUCUGUUUAUUAUAUAUAGUCCCAAGCAAAAAAUUGUGAAAUUUCACGGUCAAAAGCAAAUUGGAAAAAGUCACGUGAUCGAUAUCUUCAAGUAGUGAAGAUAUGGAAAAUAUCUCACUGCAUGUGUAUAUUUUUUCGUAUCUCACUCUCUACUGUAUAAUAAAUAGGUUUGCAUAGUUUAGAGAAUUGCAUUUUACUCUGUUUAGAAAAUCAAGAACUGUCAUCAUCUUGUAAAGAAUUGCUGCAAAGAGAGGGGUAAUGUAACUCACCAGAUUACAGUAUACCAUUAUUGCAUGUGGCAUAAUGAGAGCCUUAAUGAAAAGUAUUCGGUAAAUGUCGUGUUAGGCAUCGUAGUUGUCUCUAUAUGCCAAAUAAAGGGACUUUAAUUUCAAACUAUGCAUGCAAUAUUAUAAUGAAGUUAAUUUAAUUUAAUCAAACUGUGUUUUAAUGUCCUCUACACCAUUAAGCAAAUAAACAAAAGAAUCAGUAAUUUUUAGUGGCAUAUUCGAAACGUGGCUUAUUCGAAACGAUGUUUCUCAACGACCAGAUUAUAAUAGUUUUUAGUAUAAUUACAUAGGUGAUUAUUGAAAAUUCUCCACGCUGAUUGGUUGCCAUAAUCACCUAAGCGAUUUUCAAAAUGGCGGUCGAAGCCGUUUUGUCAAUUAAAUGACGAAGAAAUGUGCAUUUUAAAAUUUGUUUCCAAAUAAUCACCUAUGAAAUUAUACUAAAACAAUUAUUCACCUCAGGCUCGGUGAUUAUCGUGAAUAAAAACCUCGACUUCGUCUCGGUUUUUAUUCACCGAUAAUCACCUCGCCUUCGGCGAAUAAUUGUUAAAUACUUGUAAACCACAUAUAAAUUAUGAGUAUUCUCAGCUAGUUAUAAUCACUCCGCGUAUUUUCAGUUCUAAAAUGUUGAAUUUCGGCUGAUGAGAAAGAUCGUGGCUCAAUCUUUACGACCGUUACGACCAUAUGGAAACCAGGCUUAAAGUUUACACAAUGUUACAAUGUGUGGUCUUGUUAAUAUUCACAAAAUUACUUCGCACUAUUUAUAGGUCACUCAGCAAUGGUGCUUACGACUUACGAAAUACUGAUUCACUCGAACAAUACCAAGCUUACUGUCACAUGACUGAAUUAUCUGGAUGUGGCCAAGGAGGUUGGACACUACUGAUGAAAGUAAAUGGGAGCAAGGUACGAAUAAUCUUAGCUUAACAUAAUCUUUUCGAAUGCACAUAAACAUGCAUGACAAGCAAUAACAUAUAGAGAAAUGAGUAAACGUGUUGCUUUGCAGAAUGAAUUCAACUACAGCUCUCCUUACUGGACAAACAACGAAACCUACGCAGUUGAAGAUGGACUUGAAGGCUUGAAUGAAAAACAAUCAAAACUUGCUUCCUACUGGAACACACCGUUUAACAAAAUAUGCCUCGGAAUGAAAGUCAAUGGUGUUACAAAAUGGAUGGCGUUAAACUACACCGCCAACUCGUUACACAGUGUGAUGAAAGAGGGGACUUUCAAAAAAACAAAGAUUGGAAAGGUAGCAUGGACAUCGCUUAUCGAUGGUUCGUCUUUGCAAGAAAACUGUAAUGAAGAAGGAUUUAAUAUUCAAUGGAAUCACAAGUAUGGAACGUCGCAAAUGAAGAUACGAAUUGGUUUGAUAGCAAAUAAUGACAACAACUGCAAUGAUUGUGACUCGUGUAUUGGCUUUGGAACUUCAAUACGUGGAUGCUGGGAUGACGUAAGGACCACAACGUGUGGUAAUAUGGCCUUUUGUGGUUAUUUUAAUCAAAGAAACACGGAAGCAUUAGGGUAUAUACUUGUACACUAG
Paramuricea clavata is the source of this 15231-nucleotide messenger RNA. Lineage: Eukaryota; Metazoa; Cnidaria; Anthozoa; Malacalcyonacea; Plexauridae. The record is from the annotation of a GenBank genome assembly.